Messenger RNA from Closterium sp. NIES-67, 3400 nucleotides. The record is from the annotation of a GenBank genome assembly. Lineage: Eukaryota; Viridiplantae; Streptophyta; Zygnematophyceae; Desmidiales; Closteriaceae.
UAACGCUACUACUUGCGGAUCAGGAAUUGCGGUUACUCGCCUCAGCACUACGCGCGCCGACGCCGAAGCUCCCCCUUAUUGACCAUUUCACUGUCCAGCGUCUCCGGAGACAUUUCCCGCGGUCCUUCUUGGCGUACCAGGCUCACAAACAACCAGACCCAAACCCCCCAGGCUGAGCCAUUUCCCCGCUCCGCCAUUCCCGUUCCGGCAUUUUCCCGUUCCGCCAUUUCCCCUCUCCUCCCGUUCCGCCAUUUCCCCUCUCCGCCCGUUCCGCCAUUCCCCCUCUCCGCCGGUUCCGCCAUUUCCCCUCUCCGCCCGUUCCGUCAUUUCCCCUCUCCGCACUGUGAAAUCGUUGAGCUCCAAGCGAUAGGAAAUCGUUUGGAGGCACUUGUUGGCCAUCCGAAAAAGGUCACUCUCUUCGAGUCUUUUGUGUCGCAAAAACAAGAAACACGAACAACAAGUGCUUGUUUUUUGCGACACUUCUAGCCAUUAAGCGUUAGGGUGGGCUGCAGCUAAGAGGAAAAACUUUAGCAAAAGAGUGCUUUGCUUUUUGCGACACUUCCAGGCACUCUCUUCCAGUCUUUUGUGUCGCGAAAAGAAGAAGCACGAUCUGGCUAUGGCGAACCGCGGCGCGUCAACCGCGCUGAUUGCGCUCAGGCUGAUUGCAAUCGCCGCCGCGACUCUGCUCGUUACCGCCGCUCCCUCCGGAGUCAACGCCGCACCACCACCCGUCACCGCCGCUCCCCCCGUCACGGCCGCUCCGACGAGCCCCGAUAAGGCCGCGUUGUUGGCUUUAAGGGACGCGCUGAGGGCCAACAGCCUCUUGGUGCUGCCGUACUGGGAGGAUACCAUGGAGCCCUGUGACCCCAUGUUGUCUCCACCCCUCGGAUGCAGCAAAGAUGGACGCGUGAUAAGCAUGAAGCUGGCGAACGAGCUGCUCAAGGGGCCCAUUCCAGGGAAGGAGCUGGCGGCAUUGGAUGGCCUGCAGCGGCUAGACAUGGGAUACAACACGUUCACAGGGCCCAUCCCCGGGGCACUAUCAACCCUCUCCAAUCUCACCUACCUGUCUUUUGAGGCGAAUAAGUUGGAAGGGCCUAUUCCUGAGUGGAUAGGGUCAAAAUUUUUGAAACUAGUGAAUCUGUAAGUAAGAUUGUUGCUAAGUUACAGUGUGUUCACAAUGUAUAGUAGUGUCUCUCACUAUACGUUGUUUUAAUCCAUCCAAUCAUGGAUUUACUGUAAUGUUUCUCACCAUUCAAGCAUGCUUUAUUUUCCCGUCUUGAUUGUUGCUAACCGUUGCUAACCGUUGCAUGUUUCUCCCCAUUUCCCUCAGUCGCCUUGCUGCCAGCUCUCUCAGCGGCUCUCUACCAAGCACCCUCAGUGCACUUUUGACCGUUCUUUGCCGUUGUUAACCACUCUUGUCUCAGUUUCCUUGCUGUAGUCUCUCAGCAGCUCUCAGUGCACUUAUCAGUCGACUCAAAGGAAUAUGUAACCAUGUGGACUUCUUCUUCACCAUUCCUCACCGUUGUUAACCGCUCUUGUCUCAGUCACCUUGCCACCAACUCUCUCAACGGCUCUCUACCAAGCACCCUCAGUGGUCUCAAAAGCCUGAAGUCUCUAGACCUUGGAAGCAACCACAUCGUGGGGCAUUUGUCUUCAAGCCUUCAGCACUGCAAAGACUUGGAGUUCUUAUCCAUCCCCACCAGUGAGCUUUCAGGGCCGAUUCCCGAGUGGCUGGGAAGAUUGACGAAGUUGAGAGUGCUAGAGCUCUUCACGAACCAUCUGUCCGGCACAAUUCCCGCAAGCCUGGCCGGCGCUUCUGCCCUGGAGUCAAUGUGAGCAUGCUGAGGGGUACCCGCAUGUGUUACAGAAGUCGCUGAAGUCAAUGCGAGUCAAUGUGACUGUCCGGCCCAAUUCCUGCAAGCCUGGCCGCUGCCUCUGCCUUGGAGUCAAUAGCGCUGGACGACAACGACCUCUCGGGCCCCAUCCCAACUGCGCUGGGAAACCUUCCCAACCUCGCUGCUUUCUAUGUGGCAAGCAAUCGCCUGGAAGGACCCCUCCCCAACAGCUUCAGCCGGCUCAACAGCCUCAUGUACCUUGACGUCAGCUAUAACAGGGGCUUUGGCGGCUCCCUCCCUACCUUUCUGGACCGCCUCUGGCUGCUGGAGUCCGUAGCCUUUGAGAACUGCGACCUCACGGGCCCCAUCCCCCCAUCCCUGGGCUCCCUAAACCUGCUGGUCGAGCUCUUUGUGGAUAACAAUCGCCUCUCAGGCACCAUCCCAGCAGCUCUUGGCAAUCUGCCGGCGCUUAAUAAGCUGUAUUUGAACCGGAACCAGCUGGGUGGAAGCAUACCUGGCGAGCUGUGCAAGCUAAGCUACAUCUAUAACCUCAACCUGGCCCGCAACCAGCUGACCGGGACUGUCCCUGCCUGUCUGCCGAAACUGCCACGCAUUACAUUGCUGGAUAUCUCUCACAACAAUCUCACUGGGCCGUUGCCUCCCAACCCGCGCCCGUCCAGUUUGCAUUUCUCAUACUCCGGCAACUGCCUCGACAGUGCACCGGACCAGGACUGCCCUGCCAACGCCACCUCUCCUGCUGCUGCCCCCUCCUCCGCUGCUCCCUCCGCCACUCCCUCCUCUGCUCCCUCCGCCACUCCCUCCUCAGCUCCGUCCUCUGCUCCGUCCUCUGCUCCUGCCUCUACUCUUGCAUCUGCUCCCUCCUCCACCCCCUCCCCUUCUCCCUCCUCCGCUCCCUCCCCUGCUCCUGCCUCUGCUCUCUCCCCCGCUCCGGCCUCUUCUCCUGCUUCCCUUCCUGGGCCGGCUCCACUUUCCACGUCAGCACCAGCCAGAUCCGCACCUGCGUCUAAAUCAGCACCUGUAUCCACAUCAACACCUGCAUCCACAUCAGCACCUGCAUCCACGUCAGCACCUGCAUCCACAUCAGCACCUGCAUCCACAUCAGCACCUGCAUCCACAUCAGCACAUGCGUCCCCAUCAGCAUCACUGUCCAUCGCACCUAGCAGCACACCAACAGCCAAUGCCGUGCAGCAGCAGCAGCAGCAGCAGGGGACCCCACCAAGCCCUAACAAGGCCGCUUCAAGAGGAGAAGAAAAAAUUGAAGUGAUUCAGGCAGCUAUGGCAGCGUGUAUUGCUACCAUGCUGCUUGUUUUGCUGUGGUAACUAACCACGCUGCGCUGUUGUUGCAGUGUUACCAUGGUACCAUCCUGUGCUUGGCCCUUGUGCUGCUUCCUUUCCAGUGGCGUAAUCGACUGCUGUUUUGUUACGUAGUCCAAUCCAAGAUCUUGCUUUCUUCCAGUUGGGUGUUUGUGUGUCUGUGUACUCAUGUGUUUUGUGUUACAGACUCUGGAUUGAAACUAUUGGUUUGUGUAAUUUGAGUUGGCUUA